Messenger RNA from Paramisgurnus dabryanus, 4902 nucleotides. NCBI's taxonomy places the organism in Eukaryota, Metazoa, Chordata, Actinopteri, Cypriniformes, Cobitidae. The record is from RefSeq and is a predicted model, not a curated record.
GCCGGAGGUGGGACGGACGGUGUAAAGCAUGGAGUCACUGCGCGCAUUUCUGAGCUGCCAGAAGCGAGCGCGCAUCCCGACACGAGAUCACUGAAGAAGAUGCGGCGCGGUGAGUGCGCGGAAUUCCCCUAAAACUUCCAGACUCUUCAUAAUCCUAAACAACGACUCGAGAUAGCGACAUCUGUGACUUUGUAUAGCGGUUCGGCAAAUAUCGUAAGGUUUAUUGAGCAUCUGAGACGCGCGAAGCAUGGAGAUGAUCUCCGCACACGCGGAACUACCCGGGAGUAACGGAGAGGAUCAAACUGAGCCUCUGCCGGUGGACUAUCCCGGUGGAGAGAUGCCGGCCUCUCUCGGGGUGCGAAGAGGGUCGAGCGUAAAGAAGCAUCACCACAAACACAACCUGAAGCACCGAUAUGAGCUGCUGGAGACACUCGGGAAAGGGACAUACGGGAAAGUGAAGAAAGCCAUAGAGAGACACACUGGACGAGUGGUGGCAAUUAAAUCCAUCCGAAAGGAGAAGAUUAAAGACGAGCAGGACAUGGUGCACAUCCGAAGAGAGAUCGAGAUUAUGUCUGCUCUCCGUCAUCCGCAUAUCAUCUCUAUAUACGAAGUGUUUGAAAACAAGGAUAAGAUCGUGAUCGUGAUGGAAUAUGCCAGCAAGGGCGAGCUGUACGAUUACAUUAGCGAACGUCGCAAGCUCAGCGAGAGAGAGACGAGACACUUCUUCAGACAGAUCGUCUCUGCUGUGCAUUACUGCCAUAAGAACGGAGUUGUACACAGAGAUCUAAAGCUGGAAAAUAUUCUCCUGGACGACAACGGCAACAUUAAAAUUGCAGAUUUUGGUUUGUCUAACCUUUACCACAAAGAUAAACUUCUUCAAACGUUUUGUGGCAGCCCACUGUACGCCUCCCCAGAGAUCGUAAAUGGAAGACCAUAUCGAGGUCCAGAGGUUGACAGUUGGGCACUGGGUGUAUUGCUCUACACACUUGUGUAUGGAACAAUGCCAUUCGAUGGAGGAGAUCACCACAGACUCAUUCGACAAAUCAGCAGUGGCGAUUACAGGGAGCCUCCACAGUCAUCAGAUGCUCGAGGUUUGAUACGCUGGAUGUUGAUGGUUAAUCCAGAACGGCGGGCUACAAUAGAGGACAUCGCAAAUCACUGGUGGGUGAACUGGGGAUGGAAGUCCAGUGUCUGCGACUGCCAAACAAAAAGGGAAAACAGUUCACCCAUGCUAGCCCGCUUCAUUGACUGGCAAAACCGCACUGACGUCCGACCAGGCAAGCCUCAGCACCCGGAGCCUGCUAAUAUCACUAAUGUCACAAAUACGAGCUUGACCCCAGCCCGACGUCUAAGAAAAUGCAUGAAGGAGAACGAUGGAGGCAUGUGGGGUGUUGCGGAAGAGAAACCGGGUCUCAAGAGACCUAAGGGCAUCCUGAAGACUCGUGCCACCAGUGGAGACCAGCGGUCCCAGAGCCUGUGCGAGGUAGAGCUUAGGAGGUCCAUUUGUUACCAAGACACUAACUCUAGCCCUGACUCGAGCCCGGAGCGAGAAGACACGCUCGGUGGCUCCCCAGCAAAAAUCGUCUCAAUGUUACCCAAAAAAGGCAUUUUGAAAAACAGUCAAGAGCGAGAAUCUGGGUAUUACUCCUCACCGGAACGCAGCGAGUCCUCUGAACUCUUAGGGGGCGCCACUGUGCAACCUCCGAACAGCUCGCCAACAAAACGGUCUGUAGGUAGGAAAGGUAUACUGAAGCGAAACGGAAAGUAUUCUGCUCACAAUGCCGGAGUCCAAGGGGAGGUGCCGGUAGACUCAAAUCUCCCACGGAGCCAGAGCCGACCCUCCAGCAUUGUUUAUGAAGAGAAGGGUCUCUCCAGCAUGGGAUUGGACUGGCCACCCACCUCUCCAAAACCCAACAUUCGGGGCUCUCUGUCAGCCGAAGACUUACUGCAGAUGUCCGGAUUCAGGGGGCUUCAGACCGUUGCGCCCCUUCAUGGCGGAAAAGGCACUCGCAGUCCUCCCGGUUCUCCCGGAGACAACGGCAGUUUCUCCUUGCUGGGUGAUAUGGAUGAUGUCACCCAGGUGUACCAGAAAGCCCUGGACAUCAGCGGCAAGCUGAGCUAGAUUUGGUCUAAAACGAUGAAUAGACAAUUAUUUGAUUUCUAGAAACACACCUGGAAGGCAUUGUUUCACUUUGGAGAAAGACUGGAAGUGUGAAUGAUCUCAGCACGAUCUCACAUCACUGCUGCAGUGCUGCUGGGUAAUGUUUACAGGUCGAGAGGCGGGACAUUUCAAAUCAUGGUGAACAAAAUGAUUUGUUUUUAACUCGACAAUAAUGGGGAACAACGGAAGCACUUUAAAGCAUCUGUUCUCCGUAAUCCAGCACCAGAUGUAAAUGACAGCUGGGAAUGUGUUAUUUAAGUUAUUUAUUGUUCAUUUACACUUUGACUGAUUGAUAGUAUCAAGGCCAUUUUGUAGUCAUUCUUGGGAUAGCAGUCUGAAAACAUCAGAUAAAGGCAAUACAAUAAUAAACAGCCAUUGCUGUAUAACACCAGUGUUUUCAGUGACGUGCAUCCACAAUAGUCCAACAGCAACAUUUCACAUCAAAAUAAAAAAUAAUAAGUCAUUAUAUCGAUCCAAUCCCACACUUUAAAAAAUGCUUUUUCCAGCAUUGGGUCAAAAAGUACGGAGCCCCUAAGGGGACAUGGAGCAAAAAUUAAAUAACGUUUAGUUUCGCGUGCACACAUGAAACUUUCGGUUUAAUGUGCACACGUGAUAGUUUCACAAAACUUUCAAAAAAAAAUUCUGCACAUAAAGGUUUUGCGUGAGCACAUGAAAGUUUCACGUGAUCACAUGAAUCUAAACUUUAGAUUUUUUUACUACAAUGUCAUCUUAGGGGCUCGGUAAAAAAAAGAGACAAACCCAUCUGUUGAGUAAGAUUAAACCCAGAUUUUUUUUAUAUUUUACCAUAUUAACAACGGGUUAAAACAACCCCGCAUAGGUUACAUUACAACCUAGUGGUUUGGGUUCGUCCUUUUUUGCCCCAAUACUGGGUUAAAAACAACCCAUUUUGUCCAUAGAGCGUCAAAGGAUUAAUUUAAUGCUCCUCUUGUCCUUACAAUGAAACUGUGUGGGUAAAAUUUUUCUUUAAGAUCUAAAAAGUUGAAAUAUUUAAGUAGUUCUAAAAAGUGAUGGGUUAUUUAAAAAAAUGGACAAACCUAGUCACUGGGUUAAAUUAACCCUGACCAUGUUUAUAUUUGAUCCAACAAUGGGUUAAAACAACCCAGCAUUUUGGGCUGAAACAACCCAGCAUAGGUUACAUUACAAUGCAGCAGGUUGGGUUUGUCCCUUUUUGAACAUAACCCAGCAUUUUCUGUGCAGUUUUGUCUAAUAUUUUCUUUUUUUAUAAUAUUGAAAAGUAAAAAAUAUCUCCUAGAGAUACCAAGAGUGAAUGUAACAGAGACAAAAAAACCAUACAAAUCCAUGUUGUCUUUAUUAUGAGCUAGAUAAUAGGACCUCACAGCACAUAAAAAGUGACAAGACUGAAUCAGUGUUAUGACACCGUACAUUUUCAUCUCCCACAAGCAUGCAUGAACCCACACAAUCCAACGUGCAGACGGGCAAUUAUAUGAGCUCACUGAAGCAUAAAAGUGUGGAAAGACGAGCUUUAACCUACGGUGUUAUUCUGCUCCAGAAAUGACCCAUGUUUCAACAAAACACCAUAUUAGAUGCCAAAUUAUUAUUUUUAAUAAGUUAGGUGUUAAAAGUCACAUGUUCUGAAGAAAAUAGAUUAUUAAAACAAAAAUAAGUAAAACGUUUAUUUAGGUUUAAUAAAUAAUUGGGUAAAAUGCCAUCUCAUGGCAAUUCUUACGUAUUUUACGAGCUGGCUAAUUCGUACAAUGACAUUUGUACGACUGGACGAUUGGCUUUCACCCCAUGACGUUUCGGGUUAGAGUUUCUUUUUAUGUUAAUUGUUUUUGUAUGAUUCACUUUGUACAAAUUCAUACACUGUAAAAGAAAUUCCUUGUUGCUCUUUAAUUUUUAAGUUUAAUGAACUUGAAUUCACUUUAACUUUCUGGACUAUAGUUAAAAGCUGUAAAAAAUAAAGUUGAAUUAGCUUAAGUCAUUUGAAAAAUUUAUUAAACUUAAAAAUUGAAGUGCAACGAGGAAUUUUUAUGGUGUACAAAUAAUUAGCCAACUCGUACCUGCCAAUUCUCGUGAGAUCAGGCUGGGUUGUCACCGAAGUGUAUCAAAUAUUAUGCGUGUACAGUUUUUUUAUGCAAAUUGGCAUGAUGCGAUAAACUAAAUACACCAUGAGUUUGUUUUCUGUUGCAUUGUGUUUGUUUUAAUUUCGGUAAUUAUUAACAGAGAUUAAUUUCAAGACAGUAGGUUAAGCAUUAAUAGUCUAGCCUAAAUGUGCUUCAAAUCUGUGAUGAUAAGUACAUUUCUGUCAGAUUAAGUGUCAGUAUUGCAGUUCAGUGCUACUGUAUGUACCCAUUAAUAUAUACAGUAUAUAUAAAUUAACUGGAAAAAGAUUGUGUUUGUCUAUAGGAUUUCCGUUAUAGGCCAUUGAGAAAACUUGACUGGAUAUUACUGCAUAUUUAAAUGUUGUUAUUUAAAAUGUCUUGUAUUAUAUACUGUACAUUAUGGCUAUUUGUUAUUCUGUAUGUUAUUUUUUUUAAACUUUGACUUAACGAUUGUCUUGCUUUGUGCCUUUAUUAAUGUAAGAUUGUCUAAUAAUGUUAUUAUCUGUGUAAAUGAUUUUCAGUAUUGUGUAAGAAUUCUCAAUAGGUAUCAGAAUUGUUUUUCUGUAUCAUUUGUUAAGAGCAUUGUAAGGUGGUGUAUGAAGCCCUCCAUUGUCUCUGCUCAGUACAAUAUGCAGUGAUCCAAUAAAUGUCUCGAUC